Molecule: messenger RNA, 981 nt
Organism: Chenopodium quinoa (quinoa)
Lineage: Eukaryota; Viridiplantae; Streptophyta; Magnoliopsida; Caryophyllales; Amaranthaceae
Exons: 2
Coding region: 1-981 (326 amino acids)
Molecular function (GO): nucleic acid binding; RNA-DNA hybrid ribonuclease activity
Source: RefSeq, a predicted model, not a curated record
AUGGCUAACACACCAGUAUGGGGCACUACGCGUUUGGGGAAUUUUUCAGUAAAGUCGGCUACAUGGAUAGCACAUAAUUUAGAGCCAAAUGCUGUAAAAUGGCCACAUCGUUGGAUAUGGAAACUAGACAUCCCGCCUAAACUCCAAAUUUUCUUAUGGCAAAUAAUGCAUAAUAGUGUUGGAGUUAGAGACACCCUUUAUAAAAAAAAGAUUAUUCCUUUCAAUCAUUGCUCCUUUUGUUGCACUUAUCCGGAAUCUCAUGAUCACUUAUUUCUUACUGGUGAUAGGGCCAAAGAAAUUUGGAACCACGUUUUAACCCAAAGCUGGUUGCCUGGUGCACUUCCACCCAUAGACUUAAUAACAACAUUAUCUACGCUUCGGAAAAACACCUCCCUCCGAAAGUUUAUCAUCCUUUUAUGGAGUAUCUGGAAAGAACGAAACUCUAUUAUUUUCAAGAAUGAGACUUUUGACAUCCCUAGAACCUUCCACCGAGCGCAAUUUGCGUUCAAAGAGUGGAAUUAUUGCAUUUUCAUAGAUACCUCUUUAAGCUUGGGGGUCUCCAAUGCAAAGAUCCCAAACCCAUUCCACAACCCACAAUUAGUUUCAUGGAGGCUCCUCCUCUCACCUCCUUCAAACUCAACUUUGACGGUUCGGUCAAAAACAAUUCAGCAGCAGCAGGAGUCAUCAUUAGAGACAGUGACGGCACACCCAUUACAACACAAAGCUUUCAACCUUGGAACCACCAAUGCCAUUGUAGCUGAAGCUUUUGGUCUCCACAAGGGAAUCAUCCUCGCCCUCCAACAAGGAAUACAAAAUCUUCAAAUUGAAGGGGACAACCUCCUAGUUGUCAACGCAGUGAACGAGAAGCAAAUAGAGCAGCAGAUUGGAUUGCAAAUAUUGGACAUCUUGUCACCGACAAAUUGGAUAUUUCUUUUUGUACCUCCUCAACUUUGUACCCCAUUCUCACCCCAGAUGCUUUAG